Messenger RNA from Tyto alba (common barn owl), 893 nucleotides. RefSeq names its product guided entry of tail-anchored proteins factor 1 (gene GET1). Lineage: Eukaryota; Metazoa; Chordata; Aves; Strigiformes; Tytonidae. Bases 315 to 827 code for a protein of 170 amino acids. The record is from RefSeq and is a predicted model, not a curated record. The transcript has 5 exons. Gene Ontology annotation, biological process: tail-anchored membrane protein insertion into ER membrane.
CCCGCGAGGCGCCCCGAGGGGCGGGGCCGACCGGCAGCGGCGCACGCCCCGCCCCGCCCCUUCCCCGUCUCCCGCGCGAGGCGGGGUCUCUUACCUAACCGCCACCUCCCCUUGCCGGGGCAGGGGGAGAGACAGACACGGGACGCUGACUCGUGAUUGGCUAGCCCCCAUCACGUGACCCCACAUGUCCCCGUUUCCCCUCACACAGGCACCCGCCUGCCGCCCCACGUGCGCGGGGGCGCCGCGCCUUAGCGGCGGGAGUUGGGGGGGGGGGGGGGGGGCGUGGGGCGUGUCCGCCCACGGAGGCGCUUGGCAUGGCGGAGAGCGGCGCCUGGCUGCUGGUGCUGAGCUCCGUCUUCCUCUGCAACGCUCUCAAGAUCCUCCUGCCCUCUUGCUCCUCCAUCAUAUCCAGAUUGUUACAAAAGGAUGCAGAGCAGGAAUCCCAAAUGAGAGCUGAAAUUCAGAACAUGAAGCAAGAACUCUCAACCAUUAGUAUGAUGGAUGAGUUUGCUAGAUAUGCCCGUCUGGAAAGAAAGAUUAACAAAAUGACUGACAAGCUUAAAACUCAUGUGAAAGCACGAACUGCCCAAUUAGCCAAAAUAAAGUGGGUUAUAAAUAUUGUAUUCUACAUCUUACAAGCUGCGUUGAUGAUCUCUUUGAUUUGGAAGUACUAUUCUGAGCCAGUUACAGUGCUUCCAAGCAAAUGGCUUGCUCCGCUGGAGCGCUUGGUAGCCUUUCCUACGGGGGUGGCAGGUGGUGUUGGCAUUACAUGUUGGCUUGUGGUUUGCAAUAAAGUUGUAGCUAUCAUGCUACACCCUUUCAGCUGAAGGAAUCCCAGUAAUCCCUGGAGUCCUCAACUACAUUUUUCACUAUCACUGUUUUAAAUGGAAAGG